Molecule: messenger RNA, 2181 nt
Organism: Venturia canescens
Lineage: Eukaryota; Metazoa; Arthropoda; Insecta; Hymenoptera; Ichneumonidae
Gene: Fip1
Product: Factor interacting with poly(A) polymerase 1
Exons: 4
Coding region: 231-1805 (524 amino acids)
Cellular component (GO): mRNA cleavage and polyadenylation specificity factor complex
Source: RefSeq, a predicted model, not a curated record
CUAUGAGGUAACCAAAAAAAUACCCUGAAAGCUCUGGGUUAAAGCAUUUCCAUUGUUAAUAAAGAUCAAAUGAAAAUAAAACUUCUCCGAUUGGUAGAGGACCCCAUAGAUUGGUAAUUCUGGCACUCCUGGAACACAACACUACGGCUGUGUUACGUUUUCGUUCAUCGCCGACAACGUGAACGUACAAAACUGCGGACUGCGGACUGUGCGGACAAAGUUGUGAAAAGAUGGCGGAUGAAAACGAAGAUCAGUGGUUAUACGGUGAUUCUGUUGACACUAAGGAUGAUUCUGUGGCUGAGGGUCAAGGGGAAAAUAAAAAUGAAGAAAGCUCAUUACCUAUGGAUAAAGAAUCUGGAACGAUUGGAGAAGAAAAUUCCGAGAACAAGCCUGAGGAGUCACCGGGGGUGACAGGAGAUUCGGCAGCACCUGAUGGGGAGGCACCAGAACCAACAACCAACGGUAACGAAGAAGAUGCUCCGGAAACCAAUGGAAGUAACGGAAAAGAGGCUCAAAGUCAAGAAGAUGAGGAAGCUCAAAGUGAUUCGGACUCGGACGACGAUGUACACGUUGUCAUAGGUGAUAUAAAGUCCACACCGGCGUAUGGGAGUUUAAAUAUCAAGCGUGGUGGACUUCUCACAAACACGUCCGGAGGACCUGACAAAUUGAACAAGCAGCCUGGAAAAUUUAGUAUUGAUGAAUUCGAGACCAUCGGUGUAAUAAAUGGUAUCGCCGCGCACGAAUACAAUUUGGAUCAACUGGAAGAUAAGCCCUGGCGUCAACCUGGAGCGGAUAUAACUGAUUAUUUUAAUUAUGGAUUCAACGAAGAAACUUGGAGAGCCUAUUGCGAACGUCAGAAAAGAAUGCGCAGUGAAUCUGGUGUCGGAUUGAUAUUGAAUGCUGGCGGUGGAGGCGGAAAUCCAAGCAGUGGUUCCAGGGUUCCGCAGGUCGCAAUUACCAAUGACAAUAGUAAAUAUUCAGGUAUCAUGGGUCCAAAAAGGGCAGGACCACCACCUGGCAGAAAAAUGGCAGGAACUAUAGAUGUGAUUGGCAGUUCGGGUCUUGCGUCCAGAAGAAAUCUCGACAAAUCUCCACCAAAAGAAAAUGUGAUACAAGUUAUGACUGCUGACAGAAGAGAAUAUUCAAGGAAACCUGGCUUUCCGGACAUGAGUGUACCUCCACCCGGUGCUGGAAUUCCACCGGCGUUUGAUAUGCCUCCUCCCGGAUAUCCUGGUGAACCACCGCCUUUCUACAUUCCUGAAGCAGAUCCUUAUUAUCAGAGCUAUGAGCCUACUCAGGACAGUCAAUGGGGAAACGAUCCGACAUGGCAACCAACCAAUUUGGCCAUACCAAUAACUGACACAGAGGAGGAAAAAGACUGUGGUCCAAAAACCAUUCCAACAAUGGUACCACCGAUCUCUAUACCUCCACUGAUGCCACCAAGAGACCAGAAAGAAUCGAGAGACCGUGAGAGAGAACGGGACAGAGAACGAGAGCGGGAGAGACCCGAGCGAGGGGAACGAGAUCUCGAAUCAAUGGGUCGUGAAAGAGAACGUGAACGUGAACGAGGCGAGCGUGACAAAGAAUCGGUUGCGAGAGAUCGUGAACGUGAAAAAGAAUCGGUCGCUAGGGAUGAGGAUAGGGAACGCGAUCGAUCAAGAUCGCAGUAUCGGCAUAAAGAGAGGCACAGGCAUCGAUCGCGAUCGCGUUCUCGCCGUCACAAAUCAAGAUCGCGUAGUCCAAGUCGUCGAAAGAAGAAGUCUCGAAGAUCCGACAGAGAGCGUUCCAAAGAAGAGAGCGAAUAAAAUCUCGGCCUCGUGAAUAUUCCAUUUGUGUGUGAUCGCUGUGAGUGUGAUUUGAUGGAAUUUGUUAAUUGCGUCAAGAUGCUAAAGACUCGAUCAAACAAAGAUAACACUCAAUGUCAGGCAAGAUUUUCAAUCCGAGUAGGUACAAAAGAGUGGACAAGUUUCAUUGAAUUCCUUAUUCCACAUCGAAAAAUGUACAGUGUCGAUGAACAAUGCGACAGUUGGGUUUUACGUAUAUUUCCAGCGUAAUACCGUCUUUUUCUGUAUAGAAAUGGCUCAUCAUUGUUUUUAUCCGAAAUCGCAAUAUUUGCGUUUAAUGCUACGAAAAAAAACAAUUAAAAAAUUUUUAGAAAAUACACGUGUCCAAAAAAUUUAA